Messenger RNA from Symbiodinium sp. CCMP2592, 1533 nucleotides. NCBI's taxonomy places the organism in Eukaryota, Dinophyceae, Suessiales, Symbiodiniaceae. The record is from the annotation of a GenBank genome assembly.
AUGGCCGACGGCGACCCGGCGUAUUUCAGCGGCCCCCUCCAGCUCAUCCGGAUCGACGAUGAUGGCAAAUGCCACCUUCAGGACAACGCCGCGGCUAUCCUCAACCAGAUCCCCGGCAGGCUUGCGAUCGUGGGGAUUGCCGGGCUCUACCGGACGGGGAAGUCCUUCCUCCUGAAUCGCUUGCUAGGUUUGCAGGAUGGUUUCGAGAUCGGCCCAACCAUCAACCCGUGUACGAAGGGUCUUUGGAUCUGGGGUCAGCCUGUGCAGCUGGCGCCGGACUACUACUGCAUCCUCAUCGACACCGAGGGCUUGGGUUCAACCCAACGCACGGCGAGUUGCGACAUGCAGAUCCUCUCCCUCUGCAUCCUGUUGUCCUCGUACUUUAUCUACAACUCCAUGGGGGCGAUCGACGAGCAGGCCAUCGAUGACCUUCACCUCGUCCUCCACAUAGCCAAGCACAUCCAUGUGAAGAGCCAUCGGCGGAACGAGGAGGAGAAGUCCUCGGACCUGUCCCAGUACUUCCCGCUCUUCCUCUGGGUUCUGCGGGAUUUCCACCUCCGUUUGGCGGAUGAGUCUGGGGCGCCGAUCUCUGAGAAGGAGUACCUUGAGCGCGCUUUGCAGUCUGUUCGAGGCCAAGACGACAAGAACAGGUUGCGGGAUGUGAUCAAGGAUCUCUUCCGGGAGCGCGACUGUGCCACGAUCGUUCGGCCCGUGGUUGAUGAGGCCGACCUGCGGAACAUCCAAAAGCUGCCUUACGAGUCCUUGCGCCCGGAGUUCCGCGAGCAGGUGGAAGCCUUCGUCAAGAAGGUGUACAUGUUCUUGAAACCAAAGAAGAUCGAUGGGCAGUUGGUGAACGGGGCCAUGCUCGUGGAGCUGGCUGGGGAGUAUUGCAAGGCAAUCAACAGCGGUGUGGUGCCGACGAUCCAAUCUGCCUGGACCUCCGUGGUUCAGCAUCAGCUGCGGCUUUCACUCCGGGAUGCGGUGCAGAUCUACCGAUCGAGGAUGAACGAGACGGCGAUGCAGAACCUGCCCGUCUCCGAGGAGAAAUUGCGGGAGCUGCACAAGGAGGCGAAGGCGGAGGGCCUGAAGCUACUGCUGAAUGCUCGUCUGGAUGCCGACCCAAGAUUCAGGGAAAGCCGAGCGCAGUUUUCUUCGCGCGUGCGCCAGCUCUUCGGGCACGUCACAGCAGAGAACCAGAGCGCGUCGCAGCGGCAGUGCGACCGCGUCGCGCACGAGCUCUACAAGCCGGUUGAGCAGAAGGUGCUGGCCUCGGGAACCUACACGAGCUUUCAUGAGCUUGCCGCCGACUGGGACCGGCUGAGGCAGGCCUACCUGCAGAAAGCGCAGGGCCCAGCGAAGGCCGAGGUGCUCUUGUCCCGCUUGGGCUCCCAGCUGCUGCAGAGCACGCAGAAGGUCUGGGAGGACUUCCACACGGCCGCCGAGGAGCGCAGCCAGGCUCUGAAGAAGCAGCUGGCCGACGCCGAAGCGCGCUUUCUGGGCCUUAAGCGCCUUGGUUGCGAAGUCUUGGUCUGA